GACCCAACGGGACCCAAGUUCGAGUCUGGGUCAUGUCACACAGGACCCAGACAGGACCUACAGGUUCCGCGGGACUUUCAGGUAGCCCGUAGUAAAGUCCUCGUCCCGUUCUGGAACAGCCCAUGCCAGUGCUGCCGGGGACCCCCGCCAUCAGCACUCAGGCGAACAGCAGCAGGAUGGGCGGCUCACAAUCGACGUGGGCUCGAGCAUGCGGAUGUCUUGCUGUUGGUCGACGACCGUGAUCUGGAAGUUGUCGCCGAUGUCUCCGGUGAUGAGGGGACCAGGGAACGUUCCCCCAGCCAGAACAGCGGCGCGCGGGACACCGUCGGGGGCGAUAGUCUGGUUGACCACUUCCAAGUAGUAGCCAACAGGCCCGAUGAUGUGGCCAGAGGCCAUGCGCGCUGCUGCAGUGAGAGAGAGGAGGGUGCGGAAAGAGAACAUGGCGAGAGGCAUUCCCAACGAAACGAAGACUGCGAUCGCGGUUGA
Molecule: messenger RNA, 486 nt
Organism: Mycena citricolor
Lineage: Eukaryota; Fungi; Basidiomycota; Agaricomycetes; Agaricales; Mycenaceae
Source: the annotation of a GenBank genome assembly